AUGCUCAACAUCCCAGACAGUGCCGUCAAGACUGCAUGUGCCGCCACAUGCACAACUGCCAACACCACCCUCCUAGCCUGCGACGACGACAUCUCUUGCCUCUGUAGCAAUGCUACCGUCAACGCUUUCGUUGGCUGCGAGAGCUGUAUGCUCAACUACCUUAUCGCUGUCAACAAGCCCGCACCCGUCCCCCUCGCCGGUUCAAACCCCCUCGUCACCGCCUAUGCCGCACAGUGCAAAAGCGAUGGAAAUAUUAUCCUCGCCGCAAACCAGAGCGCCCUGUCUCUCCCAGACACUUGGGAUGGGCCUUUCGUCGCAGUGCUGCCUACAGGUGGUGCAGCAGUAACAGUCAUUGUAGGAGCCGUGUUGGGUCUCUCUGCGCUCUUGAUCUUGUCAAACCUCGAGUAG
Psilocybe cubensis is the source of this 408-nucleotide messenger RNA. RefSeq lists its product as uncharacterized. The transcript has 3 exons. The coding region runs from base 1 to 408 and encodes 135 amino acids. Lineage: Eukaryota; Fungi; Basidiomycota; Agaricomycetes; Agaricales; Agrocybaceae. The record is from RefSeq and is a predicted model, not a curated record.